AUGAUUUGUAAGGAGGACGUCGUCAAUUGGUUUAGAGAUCUGAAGAGCUACAAUAGGAUAGAUACCAUGUGCGUCAUGCUAAACAUGUGCCUUCCGUUUGAGCUUCGUUUCCUCGGCACGUAUCUGGAGGAGCUCGGCCGGCGUGACGCACCUGAGUUGCGUGGUGCCGAGCUGAAGGUGAACAACCCGCAGGAGUUCAUAGCGGACAUUGCUUCGGGAGAACCAACUGACCACCGGAUCCGACGCAAGAUGGCCCUGUUUCUUGCAUUAUACCGCGCCUGCAAUCAUACGUACGCCAAUGAGCUGUUUAAAACGCUCGAAGGCUGGGGCGCGAGGACUGAUCUACAGCGUUUGUUCGAAGAAGAUGAUCAGCAGGAGCUAUUGUUAGUGUACAUCAUGGCUACGAAUCAUCCCUUGUUUUCUUUCGAGCAACGGCUGCAUUGCUCAGAGAUCUUUACUAAGCUGAAAUCCUGGGAUCUAAAGGCCUGUCAGAAGCACCUGGAACGGGAUGAUGCUUUGUUAGAUCAGCAUCAUUCACAUCCUCAGCAAAACCAUCAGCACGGGCAACACUCGCAUCUUCAGCAGCAGCCACAAUCGCAGCAUCACUCGAUGGAUUCGUUGCAUAGUAACAGUCCCCAGCAAUCGCCAAUGCAACAGCAACCGCACCAUCAACAACAUCAAACGCAACCGCAUCAUCUCCAGAACUCAACACCUCCACCUUCUGUUCCUCCGCCUGGAACCAUCCACGCGCUACCACCAAAUGCGACCAAUUCCAUGCAGAAUCUUCAACAAGGCUCUGCGCUCGGUCAACCGGUGACGAGUUACACCGGCUUACCAGGAAUAACGCAGACGAUUUCAAAUGAUGCCCUAACAACCUUACAUUAUCUGGAAGCGUUACAUCCGUUGCCAGUGCAGCCCGAUUUCACAAUUCCUCCCCCAGGUCCACCGACUGGGAACGUAUCGUCGCGUUGGGUUCAUUGCGUUUAUCCACAGUUAGCUUAUCCACCGCCAUCGUCUUCGCCGCACAUGAGCAAUCCAUCCUCGCCAAUUCAAAGCCGCACGACAAGUCCCACACGAAUUCACUCCAGCAGUGUACAGCAUCGCAUCAGCAGAAAUCAGCAAAACGAUCAGCAGCAACAACAACAGCAGAAUCAGUCACAAUUGCAAAGCUUGAAGCCUGUGGAUGAGGAUCAGACGUUGGUGAUGUUUAGUCAAAUGCAGUUACGAAACGGCAUGCGGCAAAUGCAUAAUACUUUGCCGCGACAAUCGAAGCAAAGCUACGUCAAUCAGAUUCCACCAUAUCAUCACCAACAGCAGCAUCAUUCACAGAGGGAUGGCGGAGGAAGUUCGAGUUAUCACUCAAUGAAUUACAACGUAAAGGGAGGCACCGGCAUGAUGAUGGACAUUAUGAACCAUCAGCCGAAUUCAACUGGCAGUGACUCGGGUAGCUCGAUCGGUUCAACAGGUGACGUGUCUCCUCCCGAAACGCCCGGGGUUGUCUCGGUAAGCACCACAUCAAUCCCGCACAUUCGCUCUAAUCGGUCAAAUAACAUGCGCAAUGUAAAUGGACGGCUUGAGAAGCAGCUUCCGUCGAUGACGUAUUCGCAGCUUCAUCAACAACACCAACAAGCUGUUGCACAGCAGCAACAGCAACAGCAGCAACAACAGUUUGUUGGCUCUGAUUUAAUGGUGACGAGUGCGGCGCAGAAUUUUCUAACCACCGGCACGACUAAUGGUGCUGCGAUGAGCAGCACUGGCAACAAUGGGGCCAGCGGCAGUGGCGUUGUGUCGGGACAGGUGUUGCUUACUCAAGCUGCUGCCGCCGUUGCCCAACAGCAGGGUCAGUUUGUGUAUGCAGGAGGUCCAACUUCUUUUGCACCGGUAACGACUGUCUCCCAUCGACCAGUGGCAAACACAACCCUUCCUCACGCAACGGCAUUCCGGACCCCACCAGUCUACGCUCAAGCGAUCCAGCAACAGCAAACGACAGAACCGGUACUCUACCAAUACCAUCCGUCGGCGGUGGUGGCUGCUGGUGCAGCAGGGCAGGCUGUUGUGCCAAAUAGUACGAUAACCUUCAUGUCAGCACCGCCGCAGCCUUCCUCGACAGCGGCUAGUACGCAGACUAGCUUGCCGGGAGCGGUUCGAUCGUCACCAUCACCGCAGAUCGGCUUGUUACAACAGACCAAGGUACCGGGAAGCGGUGUUGGAGUCUAUGGAACGACAACGUUACCCUAUACUGGCACCGCUGCCCCUUCCUGUUACAAUUGUGGUUCGCUAAAGCACACCGGCUUAGAUUGCCCGGAGGCGUCUAUGGAGGAUAUGACUCGAACGUCAAACUUUACGCUUGACUACAACACUGCUACGUCGCCGGGAACAGUAACGACACCGACGACCAAUAUCACGAUACCGACACUGACGGGAGGAUCAUUAAACACCAAUAACAACACAACGACGGGAGCUGGUAUAGGCGGUUCUUCGGAUCUUUCUUCGAUAGCCGUGAAUUUGGCAACGGGAGAGAGCAACACCAGUAGUAGCAGCAGCAGUAGUACGAGCAAUAGUAGUAACGGUAAUAAAAGCAACAACAGUACCACCCUCAGCAGCAAUUUGAUCAGUGCCAGUAGCAACAGCAACAGUAGUACCAACAACAACAAUCAUCACGCCUCCACUCACGGAAAUAGUGGCAGCAUGAGCAGCAGCAACAGUAACAGCAACAACAGCUCCAUGGAUGUUCCCAUGACGCGAUCCCUGUCAAGUACUAUGCUGCCGGCAGAUACGAGCAGCACUAGUAGCAACAAUGGAACUGGGGGUACCAGUAGUGGUAGUAAUAAUAGUAGCAAUCUCGUUAGUGCUAGCGGUAAGUGA
Messenger RNA from Anopheles nili, 2865 nucleotides. Its product is annotated as transcription factor mef2A. Gene Ontology annotation, molecular function: nucleic acid binding; zinc ion binding. The transcript is spliced from 4 exons. Bases 1 to 2865 code for a protein of 954 amino acids. NCBI's taxonomy places the organism in Eukaryota, Metazoa, Arthropoda, Insecta, Diptera, Culicidae. The record is from RefSeq and is a predicted model, not a curated record.